Molecule: messenger RNA, 1994 nt
Organism: Sphaerodactylus townsendi
Lineage: Eukaryota; Metazoa; Chordata; Lepidosauria; Squamata; Sphaerodactylidae
Product: procollagen-lysine,2-oxoglutarate 5-dioxygenase 2-like
Exons: 9
Coding region: 1-1059 (352 amino acids)
Biological process (GO): peptidyl-lysine hydroxylation
Cellular component (GO): endoplasmic reticulum
Molecular function (GO): L-ascorbic acid binding; procollagen-lysine 5-dioxygenase activity; iron ion binding
Source: RefSeq, a predicted model, not a curated record
AUGUCUGUUAACAGAAAGCUGAUUGCUCCUCUUGUGACUCGUCAUGGGAAACUCUGGUCCAACUUUUGGGGAGCACUGAGCGCUGAUGGAUAUUAUGCUCGAUCAGAAGACUACGUGGAUAUUGUCCAAGGAAACAGAGUAGGUAUAUGGAAUGUUCCUUAUGUAGCUAAUAUAUACCUGAUCAAAGGAGAGACACUCAGAUCGGAGAUGAAAGAGCAAAAUUAUUUUGCACGUGAUAGAUUGGAUCCUGAUAUGGCCCUCUGCAGAAAUGCCAGGGAACUGACUGUACAAAGGGAAAAAGACUCCCCUUCAGCGGAAACAUUCCAUAUGCUCAGCCCCCCAAAGGGUGUUUUUAUGUACAUCACUAACAGACAUGAAUUUGGGCGACUUUUAUCAACUGCCAACUUCAAUACUUCUCACUACAACAAUGACCUCUGGCAGAUCUUUGAAAAUCCUGUGGAAUGGAAGGAAACAUAUAUAAAUGCUAAUUAUUCAAAGAUCUUCACUGAAAAUAUAGUGGAACAGCCAUGCCCAGAUGUGUUUUGGUUCCCCAUAUUUUCUGAGACAGCCUGUGAUGAACUGGUAGAGGAAAUGGAACAUUGUGGAGAAUGGUCUGGUGGCAAACAUCAUGAUAGCCGUAUUGCUGGAGGAUAUGAAAAUGUUCCGACUGAUGACAUUCACAUGAAGCAAAUUGGGCUAGAGAAGGAAUGGCUGCAUUUUAUUAGAGAAUUCAUUGCUCCAGUAACUCUGAAAGUAUUUGCUGGCUACUAUACAAAGGGCUAUGCCUUGCUAAAUUUUGUUGUAAAAUACACUACUGAUAGACAGCGAUCCCUCAGACCUCAUCAUGAUGCAUCAACAUUUACUAUCAACAUUGCUCUCAACAAAAUAGGAGAGGAUUUUCAGGGAGGUGGAUGUAAAUUUCUGAGAUACAACUGUUCAAUUGAGUCCCCUAGGAAAGGAUGGAGUUUCAUGCAUCCAGGAAGACUUACUCAUUUACAUGAAGGACUUCCCAUUCUGAAUGGAACAAGAUACAUUGCAAUAUCAUUUAUUGACCCAUAACUUUAUUUCCUUGGCUCCUUAAAAGACAACGUUUGACUCCCAAUGACAAACUCUUAUUUAUUCUUCUCCCAGAAGAUGGUGACAAAAGAAGCUUCUUCUAGAGAAAGCUGCUUUACUUUGGGCUAACAUAUUGGGGACACAGUUUUACAGAGUUGUUGGAAAUCUUCAAGCAUCUGCUCUGAGCCUUGAUUCACGAAAUAAAAAAGAAAUGUUCAAAUUUUCUCAUUAGCUGCCUUUAAGAAGACUUUUUGUGAGCAUUUCCAGUUCAUAGAUAAACACAAAUAAUUGGUGCAAAUAUAUGUGGUUUCUUCAGGUACUAAAAAUGAGUCUGAAAGAAGAAAUAUUCCAGAAUGGAACUCCCUUUGAUUCACCAAGUGUCCUUUGGUCAGUCUGAGCUGUUAAGAAAAUAACUUUUUGCUCCAAAUCAGCUCUGGCCAUCCAGUCUCUCUCUCCCAAAUCUUGCUAAACCCUAAUACCAGCAUGUCUUGAAAACCAAAUUUUCUACUCUUAUUUAUCACUACUUGAAUUUUUUUUAUCAGGAAAUCAAUAAAUAGAUGAAGUUGCUCUUCUCACAUUUUGCGGGUUUUGACUUGCUUUUGUUAUUAAGGGAUCCAUUUUAAAUAAUCCCUGAUGUGCCUACUGUUUGUAAUUUAAAGGUUACACUUGAAAUAAAUGCUGAAAUAAUGAAACCUGAGGUGCUCAAAUGCACUUUUUAAAAAGCCUGAUAGAAAAUAAAGUAAUCUUAAGUUAAGAAGGGCUUUUAUUGUGUCUGCUUUAUACUGCAUUUGAUCUCUGUUUUGUAAACAGAGAAUCCUAGUUUUUUAUUUUGUUUUUGUUAAGUGUGAUGUUUUUAAGUGUGUAUGUAAAUUAAUGAAUGCUUUAAAUUUUUCAAUCCUACUGGCAGGUUUCAGCAAUAAAGCCAUUUCUCUUGUGUA